Molecule: messenger RNA, 984 nt
Organism: Durusdinium trenchii
Lineage: Eukaryota; Dinophyceae; Suessiales; Symbiodiniaceae
Source: the annotation of a GenBank genome assembly
CAUUUAACUUGGGCAGCUGCAGCGUCGGACUCCGGCCAAUGGCAACGGCAGAUGAUUCGCCAGAGGAAAAACCAUCCCUGGAGCUGGACCGAGAAGAUGUCCAGCGUUUGAAGGAGAUCAUGCGUCCUGAUCCUGAUUGGAUUGCCUUCUCUUCCACUGAAGCGCGCUGGAUCAACUUCAAUGCGCAGAUGAGAGCAGUUUUUGGGCGAAGCCGAAGCUGCCGCUGUGAUGAAGAGAUGGUCAAUGCUUGGAUUGAUGACGCGAUGAGCGUGCUAUUCCACUGGAUCUCGAAACAGAUCAUUGUGACAGAAUCAAGGGCGGCUCUUUUCCGUUCACUGGGAAGAGGUUGGAUUUGGAUUCAGCUCUCCUCCUCAGGGGUUGGCAGGGAAGACAAAAGCAAGCUGCCCGAAGAGCAACGCACACGAUUCAAGUGGUGGUUUGAAAAUCUCAGCAGAGUUCUCAGGAAUCGGCAACACGACAUCCAGAAGCUGAAGUUGAAGGGUGACAUGCUGAAAAAAUACACCACCGGCUACAUGCCCAUGUCAGAGUUGGUUUUCCUCAUCUAUGGAAUCGCUCCCGCCAUGCCAAUCAUCGGCAUACAAAAGUGGUCACCUCACUACAAGGAAGUUGACCGCUGGGCAAAAGAUGACAUAGUGAAGAGAGCGGUGGAAAAGCCGUUGGCGUCUGAGGCGGAAAGGCAGGAAUAUGCAGCUCACGUGGAGCAACAGAAGACACGGAAACAGCGACAGAGAGAGCGGCAGAGGCUCAAGAAGCAGCAGCAAAACGAAUCACAGCAAGCCAGUUUGUCCAGACCUGCUCGGAUGGAGCAAUCCAACAUGGAAUUUGAAAGCUUGUUGGCAUCCCUUAAGAAGGAAGCUGGCUUGAUGCCUGGAGAGCACAGUGAGCCGGAACUGGCUGACCUUUCACUUCUUGAUGAGCACUUAGACGUCGACGACGGCGCAGCUGUCCACUGAUGCGCAAAAA